CUAAAUUCAUAAUCUAACGAAGAAAUUAUUUGCAGGCUAACGGGGAGGGACUUGACUUCACUACAAGAUCCUCCGCUGCCGCUUCGACGAGGCUGUUUAUAGAACAAAGCUUUGCCCUACUCGCCUCGGAUCGAUCACAAAUAACUGUUUCCUGGUAUUGAAAUUCAGAUCAACAUCGGCAGAAGCUAUGGCUGGUUAUUCCUCCGCUGCUUCUGAGAAGAAAUCGACUGAGGCGGCCGACGAUGUACCGAUCUUCAAUGCUGAAAAUUUGCAAAACAACUUGAAGAUUAUAUAUUACAGCCGGACGUUUUUGUCUAUAAUUGGUGGAGUAAUUGCUGGAAUUUUGGGAUUCACAGGCCUGACUGGAUUUAUAUUAUAUUUCCUAGUCAUGGCAAUUACUUCACUUGGACUUGCAGCUAAGGCUGGAUUUUCUUUUCAUUCAUAUUUUGAAAGCUGGAACCAGAUUCUACUUGAUGGCUUUCUGAGUGGGCUUAUGUCGUUCGUGCUCUUCUGGACAUUUGCCUACGAUAUUGUUCACAUAUUCUGAGUCUGGAAUGCUGGCUGGAAUUCGAAUCCUUGAGUAGCUGCAGGUUUCGGUACAACUGAGCUCAAGAUGGGGAAUUAACAACGAAACGAUAAUUAGAUUGAGUUAUAUAUUUUGAUCCAUUUCCAACUCCUAAUGAUAUUGUGGCAAGUUUAUUUCUCAUUACCAUGUUUAGAAAGUGUUCAAGAUCAGAGCAGGAUUCUCUGUGCUGUAUCAGUAAAGAUAGGCAUAGUUUUUAUUUAUUCCUUUUACCAGUUUGUGAGAUUAUUUGUUCAGCUAGAGUUGCACUUAUCUUAUAUUCGUGGUCUUUUAAAUGCGUUUUUUCCCCGGAAAGGCCUUAUAAAUGUUCACGAGAACUCGUAUGGGAUUGCUUGGUAAAA
This is a messenger RNA of Momordica charantia (bitter melon), 924 nucleotides long. Its product is annotated as Rab5-interacting family protein. The record is from RefSeq and is a predicted model, not a curated record. Gene Ontology annotation, biological process: protein folding in endoplasmic reticulum; autophagosome assembly. Lineage: Eukaryota; Viridiplantae; Streptophyta; Magnoliopsida; Cucurbitales; Cucurbitaceae. Gene Ontology annotation, cellular component: EMC complex; membrane; endoplasmic reticulum.